Messenger RNA from Brugia pahangi, 588 nucleotides. Lineage: Eukaryota; Metazoa; Nematoda; Chromadorea; Rhabditida; Onchocercidae. The record is from the annotation of a GenBank genome assembly.
AUGAUUACACGCCAGUCUCUUCAAACUAAUAACAUCAAAAUGCUCGUGCUUGAUGAAGCAGACGAAAUGCUUUCUCGUGGAUUUAAGGAGAAAUUUAUGACGUCUUCUAAUGUAUACCGAAUGCCAUCGGAAGUUCUGGAAGUAACAAAUCGUUUCAUGAGUGAUCCCAAACGCAUCUUGGUGAAGAGAGAAGAGCUUACCCUUGAAGGCAUCAGGCAGUUCUACAUAAACGUCGAAAAAGAAGAAUGGAAAUUCGAGACACUUUGUGAUUUAUAUUCCACAGUUAAUGUUACUCAGGCUGUCAUCUUCUGUAACACUCGUAGGAAAGUUAAUUAUCUUGCAGCUCAAAUGAGUGAAGAAAGGUACACUGUUUCCCGCAUGCAUGGCGAGAUGGAACAAAGUGAGCGUGACGUAAUUAUGCGCGAAUUCGGAUCAGGCUCCUCCCACGUUCUUACUACUACGGAUUUGUUGGCACGUGGGAUAGAUGUUCAGCAAGUUUCAUUGGUAAUCAAUUACGAUCUUCCAAGCAAUCGUGAGAACUACAUUCACCGAAUUGGACGAUCGGACGUUUCGGACGAGAGGGUAUAG